Molecule: messenger RNA, 1728 nt
Organism: Monoraphidium neglectum
Lineage: Eukaryota; Viridiplantae; Chlorophyta; Chlorophyceae; Sphaeropleales; Selenastraceae
Exons: 3
Coding region: 1-1728 (575 amino acids)
Biological process (GO): mitochondrial RNA processing; regulation of mitochondrial mRNA stability; chloroplast rRNA processing
Cellular component (GO): ribonucleoprotein granule; mitochondrial matrix
Molecular function (GO): RNA binding
Source: RefSeq, a predicted model, not a curated record
AUGGCAGCGGCACAGCAGCAGCAGCAGCACGUUGUGUCGCAACAUUCCCAGCAGCAGCAGACGCGACAGGCGCAGCAACUACGACAACAGCACCAGCAGCAGCAGCAGCAGGAUGAGGUUGAGGAGUUCGAGGUUUUGGUGGAGCGGGCGCAGACAGGCGCGCAAGCUAGCACCAGCAGCAGUAGCAGCGCCAGCAGCUCGGUUCCAAGAGCCGAGGGCGGCGACAGCGGCCCAGGCCAGAGCCCGCCGCUGUCGGUCCCCGCGCCGCUCUUCAGUUUCCGCGACUCGGGUUUUGAGUGCAGCGUCAUGCGCGCGAUCUGCGCGGCGCCGGACUGGUUUGUCGUGCGGCGCGUUUUUGAGCGGUGGCAGGGGCGCCUCAACCCAAUGCAGCUGGCGGCGAUGCUCUGCCGCCUCGCGGAGCUGCGCGCCACCACGCACGCGCACACGCUGCGCAGCGAGCGCACGGCGCUGCGGCGGUUCACGGCCGCGCUGCUGCUGGAGGCGCGCGGGGUGCUGCCAUCGGCGGACGCGGGGACGGCGGCGGCGAUGCUACGGGGGAUGGCGCAGCUCUCCAAGGCGGGGAAGCUGGACGUCGAGCCGACCCUGGUGGAUGACAUCCUGUUCUACGCCACCCCCACCUUGGGGGCCCUGCGGCCGACGGACCUCUGCAACCUGCUGUGGUCGCUGUCGCAGCUCCGCGCGCGGCCAAGGCCCGCGUUCCAGUCGGCGCUGUUCUCGGCGGCCGAGCCGCUGCUGCCGCACCUGAGGCGCGAGGAGGCAGCCCCCCCGCCGCGCUGGCACGCCGCGCUGUGCGACGCGGCGCAGGAGGAGCUGCCCUCCCUCCGCCAGCCGCAGCUCGCCAUGCUCCUGCACGCGCUCGGGACGGCGCGGUCGCGCGGUGGGUCGCCCGGCUUCCUGGACGCCGUCCUUGAAGAGAUCGCCUCCCGCUUCGGCCAGCUCGGGCCACAGGCCCUGACCACAUGCGCCUGGGUGCUCGCGCGGCUGCGCUACGUGCCGCCGCGCACCUGGCUGGCCGGCUUCUUCGCGGCUUCCUUCAAGCUGCUGCCCAGCUACCGCACCCAGGAGCUCGCCGUCACGCUGUGGGCGCUGGCGGCGCUGCGGCUGUACCCGGGCGACCCCUGGCUGGACGAGUUCUUCGACACCUCAGAGGCGCUCCUGGACGCCCCUGCGUCCAGGGCCGGCGCGGGCGCCGGCGCAGGCGGCCCCGCCGCUGGCGGCGGCGGCAGCGGCAGCAGCAGCGGCAGCAGAGAGGGCAGCUAUUUUUCGACGCUGGACCUGGCUAUGACGGGGUACGCGCUUGCUAAGCUCAACCUGCGUCCGCCGAAGAGCUGGGCGCGCCGCUACUGCGCCUCUGUGCUGCGCCACAAGCACGAGCUCACCAAGCCGCUGCUGCGGCAGGUGCUGGUCGCGCUGGGCAGCUUCCGCAUCGGCAACAUGGACGGCUGGCGCAGUGAGCUGUACUCGGCGGCGGGGCUGCGACUGACGCGGCGGCUGCGCGGGCGGCGCGGCAGCAAGCGGCCGCGCCCCACGAGGCCGAGCGACCCCUCGGCAGCGGGUCCGCCAGGGCUGCAGCAGGGGGACCAGUGGGCGGGGGGCGCGGCGGCCGCGGCUGGGGCCGGUGGGUACGCGCUGAUUUUGGACGCGCGGCGUGCCAACGGCGGCGGUGGCCCGCGCGGCAGUGGUGGCGGCGCCGCAGCUUUGCUUUAA